This is a messenger RNA of Brassica napus (rape), 496 nucleotides long. RefSeq lists its product as uncharacterized. The record is from RefSeq and is a predicted model, not a curated record. Lineage: Eukaryota; Viridiplantae; Streptophyta; Magnoliopsida; Brassicales; Brassicaceae. Bases 80 to 496 code for a protein of 138 amino acids. The transcript has 2 exons.
GAAUACUACCGUAGAUGAUCUUGAAAGGUGCAAGAUCUACGAUUGGGUUAAGGGCGUCGAGGUAAUCGCUGAAGGUUUUAUGGGUUCGACUGACCCAUAUGAGAUGGUGAACAAUGUUCCUUUGGGUCCGAAUGCUGUAGUUAUGAGAGUUGCUAAGGUGAUUAAUGGGAAAGCUUUUCUAUGGAGGCCAACAAGUGACAUGACAACAAUGAGUGAUGCUGUUAAUGAAAAGAUCGCAUGGCCGCUCCAUAAUGUAUCAGUAAUUAAAGUUCCUGAAGAUGAAGGGGAAGCUAGUGUCAGAAGGCCUUCAUUGAGUCCAAGUGGCAGCACUAGUUCCACCCGUUCAGGUGGUAAAGAAGUGUGCAUCUUGUUGGACCACAACAACUCAGGACGGAAAGUCGCAGAAGGCAGAGUAAGUAGUACUGAUCCAUUGUGUUUAGUCCAUCACGUCCCGUUAGGUCCAAUGCAAGUCGGGUCUGGGUUGAAGUGGCCUUGA